Sorex fumeus (smoky shrew) is the source of this 5793-nucleotide messenger RNA. RefSeq names its product CDK5 regulatory subunit associated protein 2 (gene CDK5RAP2). The transcript is spliced from 37 exons. The record is from RefSeq and is a predicted model, not a curated record. NCBI's taxonomy places the organism in Eukaryota, Metazoa, Chordata, Mammalia, Eulipotyphla, Soricidae. Gene Ontology annotation, cellular component: mitotic spindle pole; pericentriolar material; microtubule plus-end. Bases 156 to 5753 code for a protein of 1865 amino acids. Gene Ontology annotation, molecular function: protein kinase binding; microtubule binding; gamma-tubulin binding. Gene Ontology annotation, biological process: centriole replication; establishment of mitotic spindle orientation; positive regulation of microtubule polymerization.
AAGAUGGCGCCGGCUGCGGUUUGAAUUCCAGCGGCGCCGCCGGAGCCCGAACGAGACCUGGGCUGGAGGGGGCGGGACUGGGCAUCGGCGCCGGCCGCCUCGGCCACGGCCCCCCGGCGCCCGCGACCACCGCGCCGCCACCGGCCGGGCCUUCCAUGGCCUCCGGCCCGGACGAAGACGCCAGUCUCCCCGCGACGCGCCGCGGCUGCAGCGGCCUUGUUCCCAGUCUGCCAGCUAACCUGGGGGACGUCAGCGCCACUGCCGCUCUGGGAAAUGGUGUGCUCCCAGGGGCGUCAGAAGAAACGGUGUCUCCCACCAGAGCACGGAACAUGAAGGACUUUGAACAUCAAAUCACUGAAUUGAAGAAGGAAAAUUUUAACCUAAAGCUUCGCAUCUAUUUCCUGGAGGAAAGAAUGCAGCAGGAGUUUGAUGGCCCCACUGAGCACAUCUGUAAAACCAACAUCGAGCUCAAGGUGGAAGUGGAGAGUCUGAAGCGGGAGCUCCAGGAGAGAGACCAGCUGCUCCGGAAAGCCUCCAAGGCCGUUGAGAGCCUGGCCGAAGGAGGCGGCUCCGAGGUGCAGCGGGUGAAGGAAGAGGCCCAGAAGCAGGUGCAGCAGGUGGAGGAGCUCCUGACUCAGAGGAUCCGCCUGCUCGAGGAGGAUGUGAAAACCUCCCAAGCAGAACUGGAAAAGGCCUUUGCAGCGACGAAAACGGAGAUGACGCUUCGGCUGAACUUGGAAAACAAGCUGGCGGAGACGCAGCAGCUGCGCCAGGGGGACCUGGACAUGGCUCAGGCCCUGGAGCAGAAGGACAGACUGAUUGAGGAGUUGAAGCUGUCUCUGAAGAGCAAAGAAGCUUUAAUUCAGAGCCUUAAGGAGGAGAAAUCUCCGGCUCCUGAUGAGAAUGUGUCAUCCGGAGAGCUUCGAGGCCUUUCUGCUGCUUUGAGGGAAGAAAAGUACCGGGAAAGUGAGGCUGCACAGAUGGACCUCCAGGAGGAGAGAAAACACCUGGAAGUGCAGAUUCAGGCACUUCAGGAGGACCUGAGAGAGAAGGGAAGAGAAAUUGCGACAGAAAAGAAAAAUAGUUUCAAGCGGGAUAAAGCCAUUCAGGGUCUAACCAUGGCAUUAAAGUCAAAGGAAAAAGAGGUUAAAGAACUUAACUCUGAAAUCGAAGAGCUCAAGACGGCCUUCACCAGAGCCCGGGAAGCCGCCCAGCAAGCAGAGGCUGACAAGCUCCAGGGCUCAGAGGAUUACGAAGCGGCGCUACAAGAAAAGGCAGCCCUCCUGACCGAUCUGCGCUCGGAGAACCUCAGCAAGAACACGGAGAACCAGAAGCUGCGUCGGAGCAUCAAGAAGCUCACGCAGGAGCUGUGUGACGUGCAGCAGGAGAGGGGCAGGCUCGAGCGGGAGCUGGAGGAAGCCCUGGGCGAGAAGAGCAGAGCUGAUGGCACCAUUCACGACCUCCGAAGUGAAGUUGAGAAGUUACACAGUGAAGCCAAGGAGAGAGAGAGAGAAGCGGAGAAGCAUCACAGGAGCCCUUUGGGCGAAGGUCAGAAACUGCCGGCCCAGGAGCGGGAGAUGGGAUGCCCCCCGGAAAGCGCCAGUCAGAAAGACUUGAUGCUUCAGGUGGCGCUCUCCGACUGUCUCCGGAUCGCCAGUUUGCCGGGCCCAGGGGGACUCACCCUCAGGGCAGCGGUAGAGCCAGAACUCUCCACGUGCUGUUUGCAUAAUGGGAGGAUGUGCUCUUUGCAAACUCUGCCCUUCAUGUCAGGUGCCCUUUGUCGUUUCCAGGAAAAGCAACAGUUGGACUACGAGGAGCUGAUCCAGGUCUUAAAGAAAGAGCAGGCCAUCUAUACCCAGCUGGUCAAGUCUCUGCGGGACUCGGGCAGUCUCAGCACCCUACAAGCCGAGCUGAACCACAUUCUGGCCUUGCGGACGCAGCUGGAGCAGGACGUGCUCUCCUACCAGAAUCUGAAAAGGACGCUGGAGUUGCAGACCAGUGAGAUCCGGAGGCGGGAAGAAGAGUCGUUCUCCUUUUAUAGCGAUCAAACAUCCUACCUGAGCAUCUGCCUCGAGGAGCACAGUCGGGUUCAAGUGGAGCAUUUCUCUCGAGAAGAACUUAAGGAGAAGGUCAUCAACCUCAUUCAGCUAGUGAAGGAGCUGUACACGGACAACCAGCACCUGAAGAAAACCAUUCUUGACUUCUCCUGCCUGGGUGUCCCCAGAGAUGAACAGUCAGCCGUGCAGACGGAGCUUCUGGCUAGCAAGGAGGACGAGGACACGAUUGGAAGUGGAGAGGACGGCGAGACUAAUCUCCCGAGUGGGCAGACUUCGGAGCAGAGCAAUGAGAGCACAAUGGACCAUUCCGAAGGGGGCUGCAAAAACGGAUACUUUCGGCACACGGAUCCCACUGUUUCAGACAGUGGUGGUGCCCACAAACCUCCAGCCCAGAGUCUGGAAGAAGGCGAGCUGCUAACCCUGGUUGCCCCUUUCUUCAACGAGAAGGCCACGGCGUUCCUGGAAUCCAGGCCGGAGCUGCUGGAGGUGCUGUGGGACCUGCUUCUGGAGCAGAUGUGCCUCCUAGAGCAGGAGGUCUUGGGAGACCGCCUCGACAGCAAGACCAAGAAGACCCUGAAGCAGAUGGCCGCUCGGCUCAAGGGUGAGCUUGGCCACGUCAUCCGCCCCGGCGCACUCGCUCAGCCGCACUCCGCGUGGAAGUCGCUUCUCGGAGUCCCCCGACUGAAGGCGGGCGAGGCCCCCAAGACGGAGCUGAAGGACGCCUCGGCGCAGACCGUGGCCAUGGAGGGCGACGCGCCCCGCUUCCGCCACGAGGGUAGGAGAGAGGCUUGGGAGGAGAAGCCGCCCGAGGCCCUGUGCAGCGCUGAGCACCAGCCCGAGCACGAGCCCUUGCACAGGAUACCAAGGCGACAGAAUUCGAAGAAGUCCCGCCUGCCCAUCCCCAUCAAGACGUCCCGCUCUUUGGGGAGUAUGUACCGGCGCCCGGGCACCCAGCGCCUGGUGGCCCAGCUGCAGGGCCAGGUCUUGGAACUGCAGGGGGAGCUGAAGGAGUUUAAAAUCCGUAACAAGCACCUUCACCAGAAGUUGAUCCUGGCUGAGGCCAUGAUGGAGGGGAGCCCGGCAGCAGAGCAGCCACUCCGGAACGGCCAGCCCUUUGUGGGAGCAGCGUACCAGGAGAGCCCAGGAGAGCAGAAAGGACUGAGCACCUCACCCUCUGUCUGGACGGACAAGGUGGCGAACGAUGGUCAGCGAUCCAGCCACGAGACAGACCCCGAGACCCACCAGCCCGACGACCUUCCCAUCUCUCUGGUGCACAGAGAGACGCCUUCCCCGGACCUUUCCGACCCGAUUUCCGUUGGGACCUCCGCGGACUGCAAGAGCCAGUUCUCCGUCACUGGCAGCGGGACCCAGGAGUCGGACGCCUCAGACGACACAGCCUUCCUGAAGCGGAAGAUCUUGGACCUGGAGGCGGAGAACGAGGCCUACCGGCAUUUCCUGUCCCAGCUGCGGAAGCGCGCGCAGUGCAGUGAGGCCAUCAUCACCGUCCUGCAGGACGGCGCCGGCAAGUCCGUGGGCAGUGCCGACGAGGAGGAGAUGACCUUUUCGAGUCUGCACCGGGUCCACUACGUGAAGCAUAUGCAGAUCCUCCACCCGCUGACCCCCGAGAUGAUGGGUGACGAUGGGGUGCUCGAGAGCCUCCAGCAGCAGUUGGUGGAGCAGGACUGUGCGUUGCAGAAGGGGCAGAACUUGGACGUGGACUUGUUCAGUGAGAUCCGUCACCUGCCCAGUAGGUUUCAAGAUCUCUCUCCAUCCAGGUACGAUUCAUUAGUUCAGUCCCAAGCCAGGGAGCUGUCCCUUCACCGACAGCAGCUCAAAGAUGGCCGUGGCAUCUGUAUCGUGUAUCGCCAACACAUGGACACCAUGAUCAAGGCGUUCAAGGAGCUGCUGCAGGCGAGCCAGGUGGAUUAUUUUGUGGCUGAGGGUUUCCAGGAGCAGCUGAAUCAAUGUGCUGAGCUGCUCAAGAAAUUGGAAACGCUCUUUUUCAGCGGUAAAGUAGCGGAAGUGGAAAUGAACCCCCAGAACGAAGAGCUCGAGAGGGUUGAAGAGACCAGCACCACCUACCAGCACCUUCUGCCUGAGUCUCCUGGACCUUCCGUGUCUCAAGCUCUGUCUGACUUUGACACGUCGGAGAAGUCGUCGUCCUCACCAGACCAGAAGCCAGACAGCGAGAUGGAGAAGACUUCUCUGGGGCCCAACACUCUUCUUUCUCAGGACUUACUAAUGGAACAUAUACAAGAAAUCCGAAGUUUGAGGAAACGUCUAGAAGAAUCUAUUAAAACAAAUGAGAAGCUACGGAGACAGCUGGAACGGCAAGGAUCUGAAGCAGAUCAAGGUUCGACCAACGUUUGUGCUUAUGGUUCGGAGCUGCACACUUCUCUGACAUCAGAAAUACAUUUCCUGCGGAAGCAGAACCAGGCCCUCAAUGCCAUGCUGGCCAAAGGAUCCAGAGAUAAACAGAAGGAGAAUGAAAAGUUGCGCGAGUCCCUCUCCAGAAAGACGGCGAACUUUGAGCGGCUCCAGGAGGACUACGCCUGGCUGAAGGGCGAGAAGGAACGGCUGCAGGAGGAGCUGGACGAGCGGGAGCGGCAGAACCGCAGCGAGCUGCAUCGGGUGCAGGAAGAGGUGGAGCUGAGGCAGCAUUUGCUCCAGGCCCUGCGCGUGGAGCUGAAGGUGUAUGAGAAGCUGGACAAGGAGCACCAGACGGCGCCCAGAGAGACCAGAGCCGAGGCAGCAGGAGAAGGCUGGCGGGGGCAGGACGCCCUCGCGGACCUGCCCAGCCUCCUGACAGAGAUCCAGGCUCUGCGGGCACAGCUGGAAAGGAGCAUCGAGACCAACAGCACGCUGCAAGGCAAGCUGGAGCAGCAGCUAGCGCAGGCGCCAAGGGAGGUCCCCGGAGCUGCCCGCUCUGCCAUCCUCCUGGCCCCGUCUGGCCUCGUGCAGCCCCAGCAGCUGGACACACACGAUGGCGACAGCGAUCCCGGCCCCGUGGCAACGGAUCAUUCGUAUGAUCUGUUUGAUUCCAACCUGGCCAUGCCAGCCAGAUCAGCUUCUGAGGCGCCUUCGCUCUCCGGAAAUGACGUGGACUCCCUCUCCAGCCACAGCAGCAGCUCAGCCACCAGUGCCACAUACCUGUCCCCCUCGGUCCCCGGUCAGCGCCCGUGGGCCAGCCAGGACGGCCUCCACGUGUUGGGCUUGCUGGAGCACUAUGACAACCUGCGCACACAGAUUGGCCAGGGCCAGAAGCUCCUGGCCGAGAUGGACAGUCAGAUCCAAGAGGCUCCCAGCCCCACCGGCCGAGAGCCGGGAGCCAGGACGCCGCGUCCUGUGCCCACCGGCCACCUUGUCACCUACGUGAGCACAGCCAGGCUGGUUCUGGAAAAGGCCGCAAAGUCACUGACACUCUUCUGGAGGGUUUCGCUCCCCGCCACCAACCCCUGCCAGCAGGGCGCGGAAAUGAAGGCAGAGAUCGCCAAACUGCAAAAGAAACUGUUGGAGCAGGAGAAGAAGUUGCAGAGCACCAUGAAGCACCUGCAGCUGAGCAAGCACCAGGAGAGGGUCAUCUUCGACCAGCUGGUGGUGACCCACAAGAUCCUUCGGAAGGCCCGGGGAAACCUGGAGCUUCGGCCUGGAGGAGCCCAUGCAGGAACUCCCAGUCCCAGUAGACCUGGCUCCUGAGGACAAUCGCAGCCAAUAAAGCCUGUGCUUCCCCCCCCAA